UGUUGUGCAGUGGUGGAAGAGUGAGGCAGGCAAUGAAGUCAUUUCACCUCGUAUACUUGCCAUUUUAUCAGAACCUACCUUUACUUCUAAAAAUAUAGGAUUAACUUGUGUUCUUUCUCCCUUCGGAAGCCCCCCUCUGCCACGUUCAUCUCCCAUUUGGUGGUUCCUUCCAAAAAUUGAGGGCAUUCUAGUAAAACUCUAACGCAACACACACACCAAAUCUGAGAGCUGGAUUUAUGUCUCUGUUUACUUCUCAUUGGCUGCACCUCUUCACAAACUAGAUGGAAUGUUAUUUUAUAAUCCUUCUCCAUCUUUUCUCUUGAGCCUUCCUUCCCUCACCAAUCUUCUCCACCACUUCACACAACCUUAAAUCCAACCCAAAACCAAAAGAAACACACACACUCAGAAACACCAAGAGAAGAAUUUUCUUUUUUUCAGGAUUCCGAGAAGUUGGUGUGAUCUGAUGCUAGUGUUUCGAAGAUAAUCUGAGAAGAACAAAAAGAGAAAAAAGUUUGAUUGUUUUCUUUUUCCAAUGGAGUCAGAUCUUCGGCAGCACCCUCCCAUGUUUUUGGAUCACCACCACCAGCAGCAGCAGAUGAAUUCUGGGUUGACACGGUACCGAUCGGCGCCAAGUUCGUAUUUUUCGAGCAUCAUUGACCGUGAGUUCUACGAACACGUUUUCAAUCGACCCUCUAGCCCCGAAACAGAGCGAAUGUUGACACGCUUUGUGGAUAGUCUUGGUGGAGGUGAUGCUGCUGAUGCUGAUGCAGAGGACUCACUUGCUAAUACUCAGAAUCCCCCAACAACUGUUGUUGCGGUUAAGGAAGAGGUUAAUCAUCAACCUCAGGAUGUGACAUCCAUGAAUAAUGAACCACUUGUUCUCCAACAACAACAGCAGCAACAAAGUAAUAAUAUGAAUAAUUAUGGCUCUUCUGGUACUCAGAAUUUUUACCAAAGCACUGGACGACCACCUUUGCCAAACCAGAUGAAAACUGGUCGUGGAAGUAGUUCCAGUCUUAUCAGACAUGGUAGCUCACCUGCUGGAUUGUUUUCAAACAUGAACAUUGAUACUGGCUAUGCUGCUGUUAGAGGCAUGGGAACUAUGGGAGCUGCUGCUGCUAAUAACACCACCGAGGAAGCAAACUUUUCACCCGCAACAAGGAUGAAGAAUGCAACAAACUUCUCUUCAGGACUAAUGUCAUCAAGGCCUGGAAUUGGAAACAAGAGCAACACACAGAACAAUGCAGAAAAUGAAGGGUUUGCUGAAAGCCAGGGCAAUGAAUUUAUCCCUGCAGGUUUCCCCGUUGGUCCGUGGGAUGAUUCUGCAAUCAUGUCUGACAAUAUGACAGGUCUGAAGAGAUUUAGAGAUGAAGAUGUGAAACCAUUUUCUGGUUUAAAUGCACCUGAAAGUCAGAAUGAAACUGGAGGCCAACAACCUUCUUCUUCUGCUUUGGCUCAUCAAUUGAGUUUGCCAAACACUUCUGCAGAAAUGGCAGCCAUUGAGAAGUUUCUUCAGCUCUCGGAUUCUGUUCCUUGCAAAAUUCGUGCCAAGCGGGGCUGUGCCACUCACCCUAGAAGCAUUGCAGAGAGGGUUAGAAGAACUAAAAUUAGUGAGCGAAUGAGGAAGCUACAAGAUCUGGUCCCCAACAUGGAUAAGCAAACAAACACAGCAGACAUGUUGGACUUGGCUGUUGAGUACAUUAAAGACCUUCAAAACCAAGUUGAGGCACUUUCGGACAAUCGGGCAAAGUGUACGUGUUUACACAAGAAGCAGCAAUAACGGAAAAGGAGGAGGGUACCCGCGUCAUUCCCUGUACAGCUUAGUAAUAAUUUGGUCUAGAAACUAGCGCACCUUUCCGAUAAUUAUCUAGCUACAUCACUUCUUCUGCGCUUGUUUGGGAGUGUGGUGGCAAAAGUUGAGUUUAUAUAUGAUCGAUCAAUAUUUGAUGCCCACAUAUUCAAGGCAUGGUGUACAAAAUUUUCUGAUAUGUAAGUCUAUUUGCCUUUACUCUUAGGGGCCCCCAUUUACGGGGAUGAUGGAGGAUGGGGUGAGUUGGAAAAUGGAAAUUUUCAUUUUUGCAUCUUCAAGGUUCAGCAAUAACGUUUAAAAAAAAAAGAGAGAGAGAGAGAGAAUGUUAUGUAUGGGUUUGGUUUCACAUUCAAGGACAUGGGAAACAUGGGGGGACCGAAGCCGACAUAGUUUUGUUGGUUAUAUAUAUACUUGGAUGCCUAUUGAGUAGUGUGUGUUUGUACUUUUAUUUUUUUUCCUUUUUUUAUGAUUUUAAUACGAAGUAGUUGUCAUUAAAAGUAUGACACAUUUGAAUACA
Glycine soja is the source of this 2327-nucleotide messenger RNA. Its product is annotated as transcription factor bHLH122-like. The transcript is spliced from 7 exons. Gene Ontology annotation, cellular component: nucleus. The coding region runs from base 533 to 1780 and encodes 415 amino acids. The record is from RefSeq and is a predicted model, not a curated record. Lineage: Eukaryota; Viridiplantae; Streptophyta; Magnoliopsida; Fabales; Fabaceae. Gene Ontology annotation, biological process: regulation of transcription by RNA polymerase II. Gene Ontology annotation, molecular function: RNA polymerase II cis-regulatory region sequence-specific DNA binding; DNA-binding transcription factor activity, RNA polymerase II-specific; protein dimerization activity.